UCUCCUGAUACUGAGCAGCGUCACGUGGUCUCGUGUGAGACACUUCCUUCCGGGGAACACUGGCUCCGCCCACCCUCUCUGUUUCCUCUUCCUCCUUCUGCCUGAGGGGGAGACUCCUGUGUUUCACGUCAACUCCAUUGUGAUUAUUAUUGCUCAGUACAUGGGGGGAGACAGAACUGGAGUUGCUGCUGUUGUUGUUGCUGCUGCAGAUGGAGAACUACAAGAAGGUGCAAGUGGUGCAGUUGCCGUUGGCUGAGCCAAUCACAGGCCUGGCCCAGGACAUCAUUGAGAUGAAGGUGCAGGAGGGCAGCAAGAUGAGGAACCUGUUGGGCUUUGCCAUUGGGAAGAUGGAGGGGGAGAGCGUGAGGCAGAUGUUGUUCGUUGGCUCGGGCCGAGCUCUGGGCAAGACCAUCUCGUGUGUUGAGAUCAUGAAGCGGAGGCUCCAGCAGCUGCACCAGGUCACCAGGAUCUGUUUCCGGCACACGGAGGAGACGUGGGAGCCCAUUGUACCUGACGUUGGACUCGACCCCCUCACUGUCAGGAGGAACUGCCCCACUAUAUGUGUCCUGCUCAGCAAAGACCCCCUGGAUCCCACCCAACCCGGCUACCAGCCCCCCGGCGCCUGCGACUCCCACUGGAUCCAGGAACUGAGGGAGCAGGAGACCCCCCGGCGCAAGCGCUGGCCCCCCGGCACCACCAGGACUGGGGGGGAGGGGAGGAGACAAUCCAGAGGGACGGGGGGCAGAGGGGGCGCUCACAAAAAAUUCUAACUGUGCCCCCAGGAUUAUAUGGGACUGUCCUGUACCCCCGACCCACCAGCACCCGGGGAGCACAAUGUUAAUGUAUGUUAUUGGGGGCACAAUGUAUGUUGUGGGGGGCACUGUUAUAUUUGAGGAGGUGUCGGGCCAAAGGGAUUCGCUGCUUCUGAUAUAAAACUAAUUUCUGUACAGUCAGUUGAUUCCUGUGAUUUCAUUAAAGGACAAGGAAACCCUGAACUGAA
This is a messenger RNA of Xenopus laevis (African clawed frog), 1000 nucleotides long. It is a transcript of the gene rpp25l.S, whose product is annotated as ribonuclease P/MRP 25kDa subunit-like S homeolog. Gene Ontology annotation, cellular component: ribonuclease MRP complex; nucleus. Bases 210 to 770 code for a protein of 186 amino acids. The transcript is spliced from 2 exons. Lineage: Eukaryota; Metazoa; Chordata; Amphibia; Anura; Pipidae. Gene Ontology annotation, biological process: tRNA 5'-leader removal. The record is from RefSeq and is a predicted model, not a curated record. Gene Ontology annotation, molecular function: nucleic acid binding; RNA binding.